AGUCAGCCCACCAUUUCAAACGCCACACUCACUCACACCAACGCGCACAGGCGCAAGCCCAAACUCCGAUCCGUUCGUCCGAAUCCCCAAUCCAAAAAAAUCAAAAAUCCCAACACAACACCAAAAAAAAAAAAAUCCCCCUCGAAUCUAACCCAACCCCUCCCCUCUCCUCCUCCUCGAUUCAAACGGUGCCCACCCUCGCCGCCGGCCGCCGCGCGCCGCCGCAGUAGCCCGACACGCAUCGCCGCCGCCGCCGCCGCUGGAGCGUUGGCGGCGAUGGAAACCCUAAUGGUGGACCGCGUCCACGGCAGCCUCCGCCUCUUCAUGCACCGCAACGCCGUCUUCCUCUGCGAGCGCCUCUGCGCCCAGUUCCCCGCCGAGACAAAUGUCCAGUUGCUAGCGACUUGCUACCUUCACAACAACCAGCCAUAUGCUGCAUACCACAUCUUGAAAGGAAAGAAGCUGCCAGAGUCCCGGUACUUGUUUGCUAUGUCAUGCUUCCGAAUGAACCUCUUACGGGAAGCUGAAGAAGCCUUGUGUCCUGUCAAUGAACCAAAUAUUGAGGUUCCAAGUGGUGCAACAGGGCACUACCUUCUUGGAGUAAUUUACAGGUACACUGGCAGAGUGGAAGCUGCAGCUGAGCAAUUUGUACAAGCUCUGACUCUUGAUCCUCUUCUAUGGGCAGCAUACGAGGAAUUGUGCAUACUAGGUGUUGCUGAAGAUGCAAAUGAAUGUUUCAGUGAAGCAACAGCUCUACGUCUUCAGCAGGAACUCACAUCCACAUCAAAUGUGGAAAAGUCAAACUUUGUUAAUGAAAAUCGGUUUCUAUCUUCCAAUGUGUCAGCAAGUUUUGGUGAUAGUCCUAAGCAAAUUAAACAGCUGCAUGCUAACACCACUGCAGAAGUAUCUGGUUAUCCUCAUGUAAAGUCAACUGCAUUGCAUAUGCAGAACGGUGCACCAUCUAAUUUAUCACAGUUUGACACUCCAUCGCCAACUUCAACGCAGGCUUCUGGCAUUGCUCCACCACCACUCUUUCGGAAUAUGCAUGCUUAUCAGAAUACAGCAGGUGGCAAUGCUCCUUCCAAACCAAAGGUUAAUGCUCCGAACCUGACACUCCGAAGAAAAUACAUCGAUGAAGCAGGCCUAAAGAAGGUUUCUGGAAGGCUGUUUAAUCAGAGUAGUGAUUCAGUUCCUCGAAGAAGUGCAAGACUUUCUAGAGAUACAACAAUAAACUCAAACUCAAAUAUCUCUCAAUUUGGAGGGAAUGGAACAGAUCACUCGUCAGGUAAAUUGCGAGUAAACUCGUCCACACCAUCAAAAUUGUGUUCAACAGCUCUACGUUCCGUGCAAGUUAGGAAAGGGAAACCACAGGCAACAGAAAAUUUUGAUGAAGGAAACAGGUACCACGUUGUUGAUGAAAUGUGGACAGAUAAUGUAACUUCAACUUCGUCUUCUACAAGUAUAGUUGAUGGAAGAUAUCCCGAGCAAGAGAAAUCUGAACGAGUUCUGUCACAGGACUCCAAAUUAGCUAUUGGUAUCAGGGAGCUAAUGGCACUCUUGCGGACACUAGGGGAAGGGUAUAGGCUUUCUUGCUUGUUUAAGUGUCAGGAAGCAUUGGAAGUAUAUAGAAAGCUCCCAGAGGCACAAUUUAAUACUGGAUGGGUUCUUUGCCAGGUUGGGAAGACAUAUUUUGAACUCGUCAAUUAUUUAGAAGCCGAUCAUUUUUUUGAGUUAGCGCAUCGACUAUCACCAUGCACGUUGGAGGGAAUGGACAUUUACUCCACUGUUCUUUAUCAUUUGAAUGAGGAAAUGCGGCUAAGUUACCUUGCUCAAGAUCUUGUUUCUAUUGAUCGACUAUCUCCCCAAGCAUGGUGUGCUGUGGGAAAUUGCUUUGCCUUGAGGAAAGAUCAUGAGACUGCCUUGAAGAAUUUUCAACGUGCUGUACAGCUUGACUCAAGAGUUGCAUACGCUCACACGCUAUGCGGUCACGAGUAUUCUGCAUUGGAGGAUUAUGAGAACAGUAUAAAACUAUACCGCUCUGCACUUCAGGUAGAUGAAAGACACUACAAUGCCUGGUAUGGCCUUGGAGUGGUGUACCUUCGCCAGGAAAAGUUUGAGUUUGCUGAGCAUCAUUUCAGAAGGGCAUUCCAGAUAAAUCCUUGCUCUUCUGUUCUUAUGUGCUAUCUUGGGAUGGCCUUGCAUGCUUUAAAGAGGAAUGAGGAAGCCUUGGAAAUGAUGGAGAACGCUAUAUUUGCUGAUAAGAAGAAUCCACUCCCCAAGUAUCAAAAGGCUUUAAUCCUUCUAGGCCUACAAAAAUACCCUGAUGCUCUGGAUGAGUUGGAACGGCUAAAGGAAAUUGCACCUCAUGAAAGUAGUAUGUAUGCACUGAUGGGAAAGAUUUACAAGCAACUUAACAUUCUUGACAAGGCUGUAUUUUGCUUUGGCAUUGCCCUGGAUUUGAAACCUCCUGCUGCUGACGUUGCUAUAAUCAAGUCUGCAAUGGAGAAAGUACACCUUCCAGAUGAACUUAUGGAUGAUGAUGAUGAUGAUGAUGAGAUUUAAGCUCACUCCGAAGAACAGAGGGGAGGAACCAACAUUGAUUGGCAUGCCUGUGCUUCCCGAGUUUGUAGCCAGCGUGGCUGCGUGUGCUUCACUGCUUCCCGAGGGAACCUGGAGAUUCAAGGAAGAAUGCGCACCGUGUGCUGUUCGUAAUCUGCUUCUCCUGUGGACUAACUCUCUUUGGGGCGCGACCAUGUACCAUUAACCUUCCAGUUUUGUAGCAGUAGAUGUAACAUGUAAGAGCCUAGAUCACACAAGGCACACCAGGGCAUUAGUUUAGAUGUGUAAGUUAAGAGCGUUGGCAAUGUGAUCUGUAUCAUUGUAGAAUUGUCAGAUUACUGAAAGAAAUCAUUGACAAAUAAUGGUAAUUAUCGGAGCGAUCUGCUGACUGAAGCAGAUCGCGUAUCGCAUGAACUGUUUUACCUGGUGUCAUAUUCAAGGUUGUUAGCA
This is a messenger RNA of Oryza sativa Japonica Group (Japanese rice), 3009 nucleotides long. RefSeq names its product cell division cycle protein 27 homolog B. Gene Ontology annotation, cellular component: cytoplasm; anaphase-promoting complex. The record is from RefSeq and is a predicted model, not a curated record. Gene Ontology annotation, biological process: protein ubiquitination; metaphase/anaphase transition of mitotic cell cycle; anaphase-promoting complex-dependent catabolic process. Gene Ontology annotation, molecular function: protein binding. NCBI's taxonomy places the organism in Eukaryota, Viridiplantae, Streptophyta, Magnoliopsida, Poales, Poaceae.